Messenger RNA from Effrenium voratum, 542 nucleotides. The record is from the annotation of a GenBank genome assembly. Lineage: Eukaryota; Dinophyceae; Suessiales; Symbiodiniaceae.
AUGCCACUGCGGCGCCCGGCUGGGGAGGCCAAAGUGCCUCUCCCUGGUAGACCUCUACAGGCCUUGGUCAGGGGCCACACCGAAGGAGGCUCAGCGCAGCAACCUUAUUGGCCGCUUCCUGCGGCGCCAGCCAGCUGUUUGGGCUGCGCUGCUGAGGCCCGAAUACCACACCUGGCAUUCGCAUACAAAGAAAUUUCACAAGGAGCUGUCGGAGUCCCUUGCCACCAUCGAGGCCUUCGAACUCCCAAGGGACUUCUUUGGGCGCGAGACCAUGGGCUACUUCUGUCUUUGACCUCGGUUCUUUUGUCCCUGAGCCACAAACACGUCCUCACAGCGGUGGAUAUUCGAGAGCCCUGUGAGCUUCCGCACCUCGACGACGCUGCGCAGCGAGCGAGAGAGGUGGAGGCUCUGGCGUAUGCCGAGCCGGUGGAGUAUUUGCGGCAUGACAUCCUGGCUGACGACUUCUUGGAGACCUUACAACAGCGAGUUGAAGAAGUGGGAAGGCCCACAGCCAUCCUCGCCAUGCACUUGUGCGGCCGGCU